AUGAGGGUAUACGCAUUGUAUUAUAUAACUGCGUGUCUGUGUGUCUCCCAGAUGCUGGGUGCAAAACUUGGUGACGAGAAAGAGUUGGAGAAACGCUAUGAUCGGACUUGCUAUUUGGACUUAGUGGACAUACAUUCUCGUAUCAAAGUAACAACACCGAUUCCAAAUAUGGGUGAAGUCAGUUAUUGCAUAUGGAUGAAGUCGACUUCUAGAAAUGAUGGUUGUUUGAUAUCUUAUGCUGUACCUGGUGAUGCCAACGAGCUGCUUUUGUACGACUAUGAUAAUCUGAAAAUAUAUAUAAAUGAUCAUUAUACCAAACAACUGGCGUUUCAGUCAACGAUGGCAUAUGUCAUCAAAUCUGCUUUACGGACAUCUACAACUGGGCAUUAUAAGUUGUACGUCGAUGGAGUGGUAGUAGCCGAUGGUACAAAAGCACAAGGAGUUACGCUUCAGGGGGGCGGAAGCCUAUACCUUGGACAAGAACAAGACUCAGUUGGUGGGAGUUUUGAUACUAAUCAAGCAUUUAUUGGACAAAUUACAAAAUUCAACAUGUGGGGGCGUGUUCUUAGUGCACAGGAAAUAAGUGCUCAACCAGACAAAGGUGAUAUUUAUACAUGGGCCUAUUCAACGCUUAGUAUGACAGGAACUGAGAUAAAGAGAUUACUAGAUAUUUGUG
This is a messenger RNA of Saccoglossus kowalevskii, 676 nucleotides long. RefSeq lists its product as uncharacterized. Lineage: Eukaryota; Metazoa; Hemichordata; Enteropneusta; Harrimaniidae. The record is from RefSeq and is a predicted model, not a curated record.